Molecule: messenger RNA, 921 nt
Organism: Orycteropus afer afer
Lineage: Eukaryota; Metazoa; Chordata; Mammalia; Tubulidentata; Orycteropodidae
Product: olfactory receptor 2W3-like
Exons: 1
Coding region: 1-921 (306 amino acids)
Biological process (GO): G protein-coupled receptor signaling pathway
Cellular component (GO): membrane
Molecular function (GO): G protein-coupled receptor activity; olfactory receptor activity
Source: RefSeq, a predicted model, not a curated record
AUGAACAAUCAGAGCUGCCAGGAAAAGUUCAUCUUGUUGGGUUUCUCAGACAGACCCAGGCUAGAGCAGAUCCUCUUUCUCUUUGUCCUCAUCUUCUACCUUGUGACUUUAGUGGGCAACAUUGUCAUCAUCUUGGUCUCUCGCCUGGACCCCAGCCUCCACACACCCAUGUACUUCUUCCUUACUAACUUGUCCUUCCUAGAUCUCUGCUUUACCACCAGUUCCAUCCCCCAGCUGCUUUUUAACUUGGGCAGCCCUGACAAGACCACCAGUUACACAGGUUGUGCCAUUCAGCUCUUCAUGUUCCUAGGACUGGGUGGUACUGAAUGUGUCCUCUUGGCAGUUAUGGCUUAUGACCGCUUCACUGCAAUCUGCAAGCCCCUUCACUAUUCUGUAAUUAUGCACCCUCAGCUCUGUUGGACAUUGGUGUCUGUGGCCUGGGGGAUUGGUCUCCUCAACUCCCUGGUUAUGUCUCCAGUGACUAUGAAGCUGCCACGAUGUGGAAGAUGUAGGGUGAAACAUUUUCUAUGUGAAAUGCCAGCUCUGAUAAAAACUGCCUGUGUGGACACAGUAGCUGUGGAGAGCACUGUUUUCAUCUUAUCAGUAAUAAUUGUCCUGGCGCCCUUGUCUCUUAUCCUCAUAUCUUAUAAUUACAUUGCCCUAACUGUACUAAGAAUCAAGUCAGCUGCAGGAAGAAGAAAGGCUUUCAACACAUGUGGAUCCCAUCUCACUGUAGUCUCCUUGUUUUAUGGGAAUAUUAUCUAUAUGUAUAUGCAACCAGGUAAUAAUUCUUCUCAAGAUCGAGGGAAAUUCCUAACCCUCUUCUACAACUUGGUGACCCCCAUGUUAAACCCUAUCAUCUACACACUGAGAAACAAGGAUGUAAAGGGUGCACUGAAGAGGCUUGUAUUUAGAAAAUAA